AUGAGUGCUUGUUUACAAUGUAGACUUUGUGCUGAGUGGAAAGUUGGAAAUGAAUUGUUAAAUAUUAAACACGAUAAAGCAAUUCAAUUAAAAUUAGAAUCAAAAAUUCAACAAUGUUUAAAUUUGAAUUUCGAUAACUUACAAUUACCCAAUAAUGUUUGUUUAUUAUGUUGUGAUAAAGUUGGAUCUACGUAUGAUUUUCAAGAACUUGUAAAGAAAGCUCAACAAAGUAUAUUAGAAGCAAUUGCAGAAAAGAAAGUAAAUUUAAAAACUGAAUUAACAGACACGGAAAAUGACUCGUACCAAUAUGUUGAAACAGUAUUAAAUGAUUAUGAUGACGACAUCGAAGUAAAAGAAGAAGUGAAAGAUGAAGAAAAUUCCGAAGUUAAUGACGCUGAAAAUGAUACUGACGUGAAAGAAGAAGAGCAAAACGAAAAAAAGUCAGAUGAAAAUUCUUCCCCUCGAAAGAAACGUAGUAAAAAGGUACAAGUUUUGGAUCCAGAAAUUGCUAAACGAAAAGCUAAAAGAAGCGCACUAAUACAACGUACAAAAGAUGCAUGGAAAAAUUAUAAAUGGAAAUGCGCAACAUGUGUAAUUGAAUGCCCCUCUGUAGAAAAUUUACGUAAACAUUUCACAGAUGAACAUAAACAGAAACCAGUUUAUAGUUGUACAGAAUGUGGAAAAACGUACGAUGUAUUUACAACUUUCAAAAAGCAUGUGAAGAAACAUAGAAAUAAGUACAGUUUUAAAUGUGAAAUAUGUUCCCGUUAUUUUAAUCAACCAUAUCUUUUAAAGAAUCAUAUGCGAAGUUGUCACUCAAAUGAUAGAAAUUAUACAUGUCCAAAAUGUGGUAAAACUUAUAAAACGUCUGAUUACUUACAAAAACAUUUAAAAUUCCAUGAGCCUGAUUUAAAACCUCAAUUUGAAUGUGAAAUAUGUAAUAAAAAACUAUCAUCUAAAGCUAGUCUAACAUAUCAUCAAAAAUUGCACUUGGGCGAAAAAGAUUUUAGCUGUGAACAAUGUGGCAAAACCUAUUUUAAUAUUUGUUCAUUACAAUACCAUAUAGCAACCGUACAUUCCGAGGCGAAACCAUUUAGUUGUGAACAAUGUCAGAAAACAUUCAAAACAAAACGUAUUUUAGAAUGUCAUAUACGUGUUCACAGUGAUGAGAAACAGUAUGCGUGCGAAGUAUGUGGUAAACGAUUUCUUAGAAAAGAAGCACUAACGCAACACUCAACUGUACACACAGGAGUAUUACCAUUCCAAUGUCAAUAUUGUUCGAAAAAAUUCAGAACGAAACCAUUGUUAACGAAUCAUAUCAGACAACACACAGGUGAACGUCCAUAUUCAUGUUUGGAAUGUAAUCAUCAUUUUGCAAAUUCCUCGAAUUAUAUUAAACAUAUGAGAGGAAAACAUGGUGUGAUGAGUACAAGAAAAAAUGCUAUUUCAAAACUUGAUUCACCUCCUGUAUAAAAAUUGGAAAAUUUAUUUACGCAUAUGUGGCCUUCAUUGUGUUUUUCGUAUUAAGUAUAUUCAAUUUAAUUGUAAUAAAUCCGUUUUUAAAUUUUUAUUUAAUGUUUAACGAUUAAAAACUUAAAUUAAUAAAACUAAAAAUAA
Molecule: messenger RNA, 1617 nt
Organism: Chrysoperla carnea
Lineage: Eukaryota; Metazoa; Arthropoda; Insecta; Neuroptera; Chrysopidae
Product: zinc finger protein OZF-like
Exons: 8
Coding region: 1-1473 (490 amino acids)
Biological process (GO): regulation of transcription by RNA polymerase II
Cellular component (GO): nucleus
Molecular function (GO): DNA-binding transcription factor activity, RNA polymerase II-specific; RNA polymerase II cis-regulatory region sequence-specific DNA binding; zinc ion binding
Source: RefSeq, a predicted model, not a curated record